AUGCCAUAUUCAGUUUUUGAGAAAUUAGGAAAAGGGGACAACGAGCUAAUAAGGACAAAUUUGGUGCUUAAUGUUUUCACUGGUGAUCUUACGGAGUCAAAGGGUGUGAUCGCUAUGGAGCUUACUAUUGGGAGAAAGAUGGUGCCUACGGCUUUCUUCUUCGCCGAUGUCCAAGAAAUAUACAUUGAUGAUAUUGUUGUUAAAUUGGAUGCUAUGGAUAGUCAAUUCUCUGAUUUGCACUUAGCUCUUGAAAGGAUGCGUCAGUAUGGUUUACAGAUGAACCCGCUCAAGUGUGCUUUUGGUGUAUCGCAGGAGCCGACGCCACCCGGGACCUCCUCCUUGAGUACGGAUUCUCCGAAGUGGAGGUCACCUGUACAGUCCGCCAGGACCAGUUGCUCCUCAACUUCGAUCCGAACCGCAUCAACCCUCCAAGCUCGACUUCUUCCUCUCGGCUCUCGCUCGGCUUCCAUCCUCGCAUGGAGCCUCAACAACUACCUGGUCCUCUACAUCGAGUUCCUCCAUGGCAUCCUGGGUACUAGCGACAACCUCAGCGUCGCCGUCUCCCGCAUGCUCCGCGCCCUUAUGUCCGUCCUCGACAACUUCAGGCACCCCGUCGUGAAAGCCUUCAGAGGAGCUGCCAAGGAUAGCAAUGAUGAAGAUGAUGACCUGAACGAUGAAAAAGACCAUGACAAGGAUGAUGAGGAUAAGGCAGACUUUGAUCCAGAGGAUGAGCUCUAGAUGACAAGGAUGAGAUGGAGUUGCAUUUAUGUGGUGGCUAGGGCUUAUUACCGCUGUUUGUACCGACUUUUGCAAUUUAAGCAACUCAGUAAUGAAAUUUGACAAGUUGUUCACUUAUGUAGUGUAAUAUGUACUCCUGUAGUAUGUACUGAACAAAUAUCCAACUAUUAAUAUGCU
This is a messenger RNA of Phragmites australis (common reed), 915 nucleotides long. RefSeq lists its product as uncharacterized. The record is from RefSeq and is a predicted model, not a curated record. Bases 1 to 738 code for a protein of 245 amino acids. NCBI's taxonomy places the organism in Eukaryota, Viridiplantae, Streptophyta, Magnoliopsida, Poales, Poaceae. The transcript has 6 exons.